Anopheles maculipalpis is the source of this 1820-nucleotide messenger RNA. RefSeq names its product fidgetin-like protein 1. Lineage: Eukaryota; Metazoa; Arthropoda; Insecta; Diptera; Culicidae. Gene Ontology annotation, molecular function: ATP binding; microtubule severing ATPase activity; ATP hydrolysis activity. The transcript has 3 exons. The record is from RefSeq and is a predicted model, not a curated record. The coding region runs from base 1 to 1812 and encodes 603 amino acids.
AUGGAGGACGACUCGUCUGCUAAUGUUGAGCUAUUAUGCUUCUUGCUACGUCAAUUAGAUGAAACAGUUAAGCUUAACAAUACCCGCAAUGCUGUAGACGAAUUGCGCAACUCAAAUUAUCUGCUUUACAAGGAAACGGCUGAAACAGAUGAUGAGAAACUGUCGGCACACGUGCUGGAGGAUGGCUUGGGCCGAUAUCAGGAUUUGAUGAUCGAUCCCGAGGGGGUUAACAACUAUUGUGACGAUGUGAUCGAGCUGCUCAAUACGCAUGCGGUGGAGUUUUCCGAUGAUGACUUUGAAAUAACCGAACCGGCUUUGGAUGAUCCUCUUUCCUAUCUAGCAAAUGAGGAAUGUCAAGGAGAAUACGAAAACUGUUCCAAGAACGAACUUUCCUCGUCUACGCUUGCUGCGAUUGUUAGCAAUACCUUGCGAAUCGAAAAUCAACAGUCAGUAGAAAGUCGAGUGACUAAUAAGCUACCUUCCACUUCAAAUAAUAGCGCAGAAGAUGUUUCCCGACCAGUGACUACCUCCAGCGGAAUUCCAGUUUUUACACCAAAAAUACCCAUCUCCAAAGCAACGUCUUCGAAACUUCCCAUAAGUUCUGCUGACACUGCCAAAUCUACUGCUAGCAGCCUUGAGAGUGGUGCAGCUGGUAACGGGGGUGCUUUUCGAACGGCAAAAGACGAGCUGAUCAUACAAAAUAUUAAGAAAUACGGUACAUCGAACCUGCCCGGCAAGGCGCCUCUGAUUGCAUGCGGCCGUAAAACACUCGGAGGACGCCGCACGAUCGGCAGUAAGUUUGUCUGUCCCACGCGAACGGAGCAGGACGAACGGGCGGGUAAACAAGGCCAACACGUCCAUGAUAGUGGCAGCAACGACGAUAGCCAAGAGGAUGAGAUCGAUGAGCGUUUGAAGAAUAUCGAUCCGAAAAUGGUGGAAUUGAUUCGGAGCGAGAUUAUGGAUCGCUUUCAACCACUUUCGUGGGACGAUAUUGCGGGGUUGGAGUAUGCAAAAACCAUCAUCAAGGAAGCAGUUGUUUGGCCAAUUCUGCGACCGGAUAUUUUUACCGGUUUGCGCAAACCACCCCGCGGCAUACUGCUUUUCGGUCCACCCGGUACGGGCAAAACGCUGAUCGGCAAGUGUAUCGCAUCGCAAUCGAAAUCGACGUUUUUCAGCAUAAGUGCGUCAUCGCUUACCUCCAAAUGGAUCGGCGAUGGGGAAAAGAUGGUACGGGCACUGUUCGCGGUGGCCGUAGUUCAUCAACCGGCAGUAGUUUUCAUAGACGAGAUUGAUUCGCUGCUCUGCCAACGAUCCGACACGGAGCACGAAAGUUCGCGACGUUUAAAGACGGAAUUUCUGGUACAACUGGACGGUGCGGCAACGGCGGAAGACGAACGGAUUCUAAUUGUUGGUGCAACAAAUCGACCCCAAGAGCUCGAUGAAGCUGCCCGUCGUCGGUUGGUGAAACGGUUGUACAUUCCACUGCCGGAACGGGCAGCUCGUAUUCAAAUUUUAACCCGAUUACUGCAAAGGGAACGGAACAGCCUGGAAGUGGAGGAAAUUGCACGCAUCGGUGACCUAACGGAAGGAUUUUCCGGUGCCGACAUGAAAGUGUUGUGCCACGAAGCUUCCAUGGGACCGAUACGAUCGAUACCGUUCGAACAGUUGGGAGACAUUGCGAAGGAUCAGGUUCGAGCGAUAUGUUACGAGGAUUUUCGGCUAGCGCUAACCAAGGUGAAAGCUAGCGUAUCGCCGAAUGAUUUGCAGCAGUACGUCGUUUGGGAUCGGAUCUAUGGUGCGGGAGCGAUUUAAUUCUGCAU